Messenger RNA from Acanthosepion pharaonis, 465 nucleotides. The record is from the annotation of a GenBank genome assembly. Lineage: Eukaryota; Metazoa; Mollusca; Cephalopoda; Sepiida; Sepiidae.
AUGGUCAGCAAACUUCUUCUCCUAAUCAUUUCUUUCUUUCUUUUUCUUUUUCUUUCCUUCUUCUCUUCCUCUUUUAAUCAUUUUUCUUUCUUUUUCUUUUUUCUUUCCUUCUUCUCUUCCACUUUUAAUCAUUUUUCUUUCUUUUUCUUUUUUCUUUCCUUCUUCUCCUCAUCUUUUAAUCAUUUUUCUUUCUAUUUCUUUCCUUCUUCUCUUCCGCUUUUAAUCAUUUUUCUUUCUUUUUUCUUUCCUUCUUCUCUUCCUCUUUUAAUGAUUUUUCUUUCUUUUUCUUUUUUCUUUCCUUCUUCUCUUCCUCUUUUAAUCAUUUUUCUUUCUUUUUUUCUUUCGUUCUUCUCUUCCUCUUUUCAUCAUUUUCUUUCUUUUUCUUUUUUCUUUCCUUCUUCUCUUCCUCUUUUCAUCAUUUUUCUUUCUUUUUCUUUUUUCUUUCCUUCUUCUCUUCCUCUUUAA